AUGGAGGCUUCUUCGCCCUUGGCUGCUAUGCAGCCCGCUUCAUUCAUGCCGCGGUGGGGAAACGAUCUGUAUACCUCGCACCCACACGCACAUCUGUCUGGAGCUGGCCCAUUUGGUCCUGGUGCCUUCAAUUUUCGAGAUUUGAGCAUGAAGAGAGGUAGAGGCAAUCGGGGACGGGAUUAUUUUGCCCUGCAACCAGUUCGGGGAUCUUCACCUACAGCUAGCCUGGCGGCAGAUCUCUCCCAGAACUUCCAUAUUGAUAUGAGCCCGCAAUUGCCAACCCCACGCCGGUCGCUGUUCACCUCAAACCUCUUUGGCACAAUUGAUGGUCGGGAAUCCGUUACGACCCCUCCUCUCCCAUCUUCGUCGCCAGGGCCAUUGAACGAGCGGAUGGAUAUUUCUCCUCUUCCUCAUAAGCUACCAUAUUCGGCACAGAUGGAGGUUGAAUCACCAACACCAGGUUAUCCGUCAGGAAUAACUCAUGAAGAUGUGAUGCCCUCAUCACCGCCACGGCCGGCGUUAAUGGACGCUCCGAGACCUACAAAUGCCGCCGAGCGAAGAAAAUCCAUAAUCCUUCGACCCUCCUUGACAAGAAACAAGGGCUUGUCAACUAGUUCUCUCCCGUUGAGAAGUCAGGACAGCCAAUUGCCUCCCUUCCGCUUCGGGGCCGGAAGCAGCAAGUUGUCGACGUCGACAUCCAUGUCCUUGGGCGAGUGUUUCAUGGAAUCACCGCCUCAGGAACGGAGACCCCAAACGGCCAACAGCCCGUCGGUUUCCAACAUGGGCCCUCGACCCUGCAAACCUUUCGGGAGCAUGAAUGGGAACUCGUUGCGCAAUGGGUCGCCUAUAGGCCACCAUCGGAGGCCAUCUAACCCCUUAAUCCGCCCUCGAAAACAGUUUCGCAGAUCGUUGAGCAUGUUCGAGAGCCCGGGAGACGUGAUGAAGCCCAGGCAAGAGGAACAGGCACCGAGUCACCUACACACAGUCAUGGAUGUUGAUGAGCUUCAUUUACCUGCGCUGCCACAUUUCUUCCAGGAAGGCCAGCCUGACAGUAUCCCUAGGAUUACCAAGGAAACCCUGUUGAAGGUUCUCGAUGGCAAUUUUGACAGCCAGUUUGACCGCCGUAUGGUCAUUGACUGCCGAUUUGAGUACGAGUUCGAGGGUGGCCACAUCGAUGGCGCUGUCAACUAUAAUGACAAGGAGCUACUCACUACUCAACUUUUUGAAGAAGGCAAUCCUGGAAAAACCUUGAUGAUUUUUCAUUGCGAGUACUCUGCCCAUCGUGCCCCCAUCAUGGCUCGCCAUGUCCGGAAACAAGAUCGUACGACUAAUGUUGAGCACUAUCCUAAGCUCACCUAUCCCGACGUGUACAUACUCGAUGGUGGUUACAGUGCUUUCUUUGCGGAACACCGAGGACGAUGCUUCCCCCAGAACUAUGUCGAGAUGGACGCAAAGGAGCAUGCCAACACGUGCGAGCGGGAAAUGGGCCGGCUGCGUCAGAAUAGGACCAAAUUAAGCCGAGCCCAAACCUUUGCCUUUGGGCAGCACGGAGGAAUUGACGACAGCCCAACGGCCCCGAACCGAUCUAGAAACAGUGGUGGGGAUUUACUAAUGAUGGGAAUGAACAUGUCCUGCGACUACUCACCUGUAUAUCGGGGAGGGUACGAUCGAGGAGGACAGACACGACGUAUGGCAUCAUACUAA
Molecule: messenger RNA, 1704 nt
Organism: Venustampulla echinocandica
Lineage: Eukaryota; Fungi; Ascomycota; Leotiomycetes; Helotiales; Pleuroascaceae
Product: Rhodanese cycle control phosphatase
Exons: 4
Coding region: 1-1704 (567 amino acids)
Biological process (GO): positive regulation of G2/M transition of mitotic cell cycle; protein dephosphorylation; G2/M transition of mitotic cell cycle
Cellular component (GO): cytoplasm; nucleus
Molecular function (GO): protein tyrosine phosphatase activity
Source: RefSeq, a predicted model, not a curated record